AUGCUAUCAAGUACUCCUUCCACCCAGAAGCUAUCUUCUCACCAGAACUCCUCUGCCAUGUCCAGCGUCCUGUCUGGAUCUGCAACCCCCUUUGUAGGUCGCAGCUCCUAUGCAGACUCCAAUGCUAGCGUGUCCAAGCCAUCACGCUACACUUCUGCCAAUACAGAUACCAACUACGAUGUUCAGGAGCGUUAUCAGCAGCAGCAGCAGAUUUCUCAAGAAACUGCCUCUCGUCAGCGCAGUUCAGAUAUUUUCGGUACUGGCAACCACAGCAAUACCACUACUCCUCCCAAGCAACGGACAUACCGAAACCAGUCGAAUGUUUUUAACUAUGCAGACUCGUCUACUAACUCGGUGUCAAAUAGUGGAAAAGGUACGCCUCGCAAGGACCCAAUGGCUUCAGAUAUCUUUUUUGGUGGAAACUCGGGUGGUGCUAGUGGGACCAGCAGUGCUGUUCAGACUCCUCGUUACGGCAUCCAGCCUGCUACUGGUGGUUAUACUCCUUCCUUCCAGAGCACAUCUCGUCGUUCUACUCCAGGAACAUAUGCUGUCGACAAGUCUAACAGCCACUAUGGCGCUGAACCCUAUGAAGGCGCUCAUGAAGAUGCCGCUCUGGUGGAUCGCUUUGAAAGUUUCUCUACUAACUCUUUGGCCUCUUCCCAGCAAAGAGAUUCGUAUCAUUCAAACCAUUCUGCUGCAUCUCAGCCUGAUAGGCUGAAUCAGAACCAUCAACGUUCAUCUAUUUUUGAUGAUGCAUCUCCUACUGCUGCAAUUCGUGGAUCUCGUCGUCACUUUCAUGGCGACCGGAGCACUUCAGAUAUCUUUCAUCAAAGUAACGACUCUCCUGCGGCAAUUGCUGUCCGUUCUCCUCGCAGUGGUAAACGCGCUCAGCCCAAACCUGCCGACUAUGAGCCUUCGUGGAGUCCCAAGCCCGACUACCAAAAAAGCACCUCGUUUUCAAACAUCUUUGGCGACCCUAUUAAAGGUUCUGCUGCAUCUGUAGCUGCUGCUGCAGAGUAUACCCGCUCUACUCCUGACCUGUCUCGCUCCAACAGCAAGCUGGACAAUCUUGACCGUGUAGGAGGCGUUUCUUCUUCAGAUUUAAAUCGCGACACUCGUGGAAAAGGACGUCGUCAGGGUCAGGGCCAGAACAAUGGUAGUCAGAUUUGGUUUUAAUCUCGUAUCGCAUCUAGGUGAUUUGUGUAAGCUUCAAUCUUCAAAUUCGCUUUUGUACUUUGAUACCACUUUCGUGAACAAACCCAUGUCGAUUUUAUUUCUUUGUCCAGUUACGUUUUCUUGAACUGGUCCGUCCUUGAUUCUUGCCAUGUUUUCUAUAUUGCCAAUGUUUUCCAUCUUUGCUUUCUCCAGAUCCCUUUUCACUUGUCUUUUUUACUCCAAUCUGGUUCAAACUCAAAGCUGCAGGAAUAUCUCAAUAGAUCGUAUUCAUACCGAGUCAAUAAACAAUAGACCUUU
This is a messenger RNA of Batrachochytrium dendrobatidis JAM81, 1473 nucleotides long. RefSeq lists its product as uncharacterized. The record is from RefSeq and is a predicted model, not a curated record. NCBI's taxonomy places the organism in Eukaryota, Fungi, Chytridiomycota, Chytridiomycetes, Rhizophydiales. The coding region runs from base 1 to 1176 and encodes 391 amino acids. The transcript has a single exon.